GAGAGAGAGAGAGAGAGAGAGCGCGAGCGCGAGCGCUUUAAUAUGCCUGCAGAGGGACAGCUGCCGUCUACACUGUCGCUUUAUUCCGUCGUGCAGACGUGAAGCGCGUCGUCUGCCUCCACUUACAUUGCCGUGGUGAUGGCGGGAGAGGUCAGGCCUCCGGAGCUUCUGGACGAGCCUGAGCUGAUCCUGGAGGAUGGAGAGGUGUACAGGAACCCCACCGAGGUUAAAAUGAGCCAGAUCGUUCUGCCCUGUCACGCCAACCACUGCGGAGAGCUCAGCGUAGGACAGCUGCUGAAGUGGAUGGACUCCACCGCCUGCCUCUCAGCUGAAAGACACGCUGGCUGUUCCUGUAUCACUGCCUCUGUAGAUGACAUCCACUUCGAGCACACUAUUGGGGUCGGGCAGGUGGUGAACAUCAAAGCUAAAGUCAACCGAGCCUUCACUUCCAGCAUGGAGGUGGGCAUUGUAGUGAGCUGUGAGGAUCUCUACCGUAACCGUCAGUGGAAAGUGUGCCAUGCCUUCGCCACCUUCGUGGCUCGUCGGACUGAAGCAGGAAAGGUGCAGUUGAAGCAGGUAAUUCCUCGGACGCAGGCGGAGCAGAUGGAGUACAGCAUCGCAGCCGAGCGCAGGAGGAUGAGACUGAUCCACGCCGAGAUCAUCAACGACCUGCUCAGCAGCAGCUCCGCUCAUGCAGUGGUCAGGACCCCCAUGGACCCUCACAGAGCAGUGAGUGAGUGUUUGCAGUUUGAGGACGCUGUUCCAGCAGAGCGGACGCGGGUGGAGAGUGUGGAGCUGGUUCUCCCACCACACGCUAAUCACCAGGUCAGCACAUUUGGUGGUCAGAUCAUGGCCUGGAUGGAGAACGUGGCCACAAUUUCAGCCAGUCGCUUGUGUAAUGCUCACCCGACUCUGAGGAGCAUAGACAUGUUCCACUUCCGUGGGCCGUCCCAUAUAGGAGACAGACUGGUGCUUAAGGCCAUCGUCAACAACGCAUUCAAAAAAAGUAUGGAGGUGGGUGUGUGUGCAGAGGCCUAUCAGGGUGGAGAACCUUUAAGGCACAUCAACACUGCUUUCAUGACCUUUGAGGUGCUGGACCAGGAUAAGAAGCCACAAACGUUACCACGGAUACGACCUGAGCCUGUGGAUGGAAAGAGACGUUUUCAGGAGGCUAUCGCCAGGAAGAAGGUUCGCUUAGACAGGAAGUACAUCAUCUCCUGCAAACAAAGUGAGGUUCCUCUGUCUGUGCCGUGGGACCCCAGUAACCAGAUGUACCUCAGCUACAACAACGUUUCCGCUCUGAAGAUGCUGGCUGCUCGGAACAACUGGGUCUUGACCUCGGAGAAAAACAAGGUCAGCCUGUACACUCUGGAGGAGAACCACGUGCUGUGCUUUAAGGUGGAGACUCAUGUUGCCAUAGCGGCGGAGCAGGUGUUUGUGCUUCUGUGUGACCUCAGACGCAGACACGAGUGGGACCCUCAUUACAAAGAGUGUGAGGUAAUAAACCACGCAGAUGAGGAUGAUACCAUUUACCGGGUGGUCACUCCAUCCGUUAGCAAAGGAGGAAAGGUGCAGGACUUCAUCCUCCUGGCCUCCAGGAGGCGCCCUUGUGACUCUGGUGACCCUUACUGGAUCGCCCUGCGCUCUGUCACCCUACCUGCGUUUCCACCCACUGAGGGCUACAACAGGGGGGAGGUGGUCUGUGCUGGCUUUAGCAUAACGGAGGAGGACCGCUGUCUCACCAAGCUUUCCUACUACAACCAGGCCACUCCUGGCGUUCUGCCAUACAUCUCCACUGACAUCGCUGGGCUUUCCUCCAGUUUCUACUCGGCCUUCGCCUCCUGCAGCGCUUUCCUGGAGGAGAAUAAGGACAGUCUGGCCGCUGUGCCCUCAGCUGCCUCAGGAGAACCACACUGGGAGACCGUUUAAGGGAGAAAAGUUGCUGACGUGUCUUCUGUGCUGGUUAAAGCUGCACAACAAGGCGUUUGUCUACUAAGGGAGAAAAGACAUUGCUGAGCGUUCCCAUAAGCGGAGUGACGGAGGCAGGUUCUGAUCUGACCAUUGCCACCUAAGAAAAAGGCAAAUCUAGAAAUUGUCCAGUGGGUAGUUACGCUCUUAUCAGUGGUACUGAAUUUAUAGGCUCUGCUAUUAAUCAACAUUGUCGUGAGAAAACCUCACAGCUUUUACAAAUACAAGCCGGAUUUACACUGUGAACGUUUCAUGAAAAAUGGACCAACGGAAAUUUUGAAAAGCAAAUCUUUCAUGUUUCUUUAAGUUCCAUUAUACACCAGUUAGUUCCGGCCGUGCAAGCUGAUUGGUUGAGAGGCACUAACUGUGCUGUUGUUUCACCAUAACGUCACGGGUUCUUCACAAACACUAUCACUCCACUGAGUGAAUCCAAGAAAUCCCAAUCACAUUCAGACUCAUCAGCCUAUUAAUCUUCACUCCACAUCUCAGACGUCCAGUUUAGUGGAAAUUUUCCUCUUUAGUCCGUCUCCUUUCCUCAGUGAGGUUCUUCUUGAUCAGCUACACCUCCUUUCAGACCCACGGCGCUGAGUGGUCUUCUCACAGUGGAAGGAUGGACAGAAACACCU
This is a messenger RNA of Pygocentrus nattereri (red-bellied piranha), 2594 nucleotides long. RefSeq names its product acyl-CoA thioesterase 11b (gene acot11b). The record is from RefSeq and is a predicted model, not a curated record. Gene Ontology annotation, cellular component: extracellular exosome. Lineage: Eukaryota; Metazoa; Chordata; Actinopteri; Characiformes; Serrasalmidae. Gene Ontology annotation, molecular function: thiolester hydrolase activity; lipid binding. Bases 139 to 1929 code for a protein of 596 amino acids. The transcript is spliced from 17 exons.